Nasonia vitripennis (jewel wasp) is the source of this 2220-nucleotide messenger RNA. It is a transcript of the gene Pdss2, whose product is annotated as decaprenyl-diphosphate synthase subunit 2. The transcript has 5 exons. Lineage: Eukaryota; Metazoa; Arthropoda; Insecta; Hymenoptera; Pteromalidae. Gene Ontology annotation, molecular function: prenyltransferase activity. The record is from RefSeq and is a predicted model, not a curated record. Gene Ontology annotation, cellular component: mitochondrion; transferase complex. Gene Ontology annotation, biological process: ubiquinone biosynthetic process; isoprenoid biosynthetic process. Bases 619 to 1830 code for a protein of 403 amino acids.
UUUUUUUUUGCUACAUUAUCAUUUAUGGCAAGUGCCUUAUAUAAGCCACUGAAUAAACAAAGUGCAGCAUCAGUAUUAUAGCGCAGGCAUUCCACGUGCUGGAGUAACCUAACCAAACCCUGACGUCUUCUGCACGGGUAUAUCAUUAACCCACAGCCACAGUAUAAUAUAAUAGUAUAGCAAUGGCAGUCGACCAGACCAGCGCGAAGUAGCGCACGCUGUUACGUUGCAGCACGAUUGAGUGUUACGAAGAAUUUCGAAAUCUUCCGCGCAGACUUCCCAGGCAGGUAUUCAAAUAAUACGGAUUUCGUCGUAGAGACAAUAAGAGAAUUUUCGUAAAAAAGGUAAAAGCUCGUGAACAACACCGUAAAAUUUGGCCUUGGAUCCGCAACUCUCUCGCGAAAAGGCUCUCGGAAGCGGGAAAAAUGUCGUGCAUGUUAGGUAUGUGUCAUGAUAAUCAGCAGGGAGGAACGUAGAGGUGAAAUUAGGACAAAAGAGAAAGUUUUUAAACGUCAAUAAGCCACGAAUGCUGCGCUGGCCAACAUGUGAAGGAAUUCCUUUCGUGAAGUAGAAGCUCAUUCAGUUAACGGCCAGUCUGCCUUGCGGAUCGCCGAGAAAAUGUCUGUCAAUAAGUCGAUAUUAACAAUGUUCCGGCGGAGUAGUGCCUUGUGCAAUAGGUACAGCUUCGCCUGUGCUGAUAGUAGGCCAGUGAUGAUUUAUAGUUAUAAAAAUUAUGGCACCAAAGCAGCCACCAGUCAGAAGCCAGACUGGAACAGAGCUGUUUCUGAAGCUGAGAAGAUUGUUGGAUAUCCUACGUCCUUCCUGAGCCUUCGCUGGCUCCUCAGCGAUGAGAUUGCUAAUGUGGCCCUGCAUCUGCGCAAGCUUGUUGGAUCAAACCAUCCCCUUCUGAAGACUGCCAAGAGUUUGAUUUACAAUGGACGGAAUAAUAUGCAAGCCUGGGGACUUAUUGUUCUCUUGAUUUCCAAGGCUGCAGGCCACAUUAAUGUUGAUGAUAUGGAAGAGGAUAAAGCGGCAGGGGUUUUGCAUAGUCAAAGAGCAUUGGCAGAAGUUACUGAAAUGAUCCGUACUGGUCACUUAGUGCACAAAGGUUUGGUAAACAUGCAACCAGGUGUUUACCCUGAACCAGCUGAAAUGAACGAUAUGACUUUUGGCAAUAAAAUUGCUUUACUUAGCGGCGAUUACUUACUUGGAAAUAGUAGUGCAGAAUUAGCAGCUCUUAGAAAUCAAGAACUUGUAGAACUCAUGUCAAGUGCUAUUAGGGAUUUAGCAGAAGCGGAAUUCAUUGGUAGAAGAGAUAGUCAAAAUAAUCCACUCCCAUCUGUACCUCCUGCAGAUCGCACUGACUAUGCAGUCAAUGAGUGGACUUUACGCAAUGUACUGAGCGCUGGCGCACUUUUGGGCAAAUCUUGUAAAGGUACAUUGAAAUUAGGUGGUCACAGUAAAGAUAUUCAAGAACUCGGCUAUAACUUUGGAAAGCACUUAGCCCUGGCUUGGCAAGCCUGCCUUGAUCUUAGUCCAUUUAUUAAUAAAGACAGAAGUACUCCUUUUAGCUUGUGCAGUGCACCGAUAAUGUUCCACAUCGAGCAUGACCCCUCAAUUUUGAUAGAAAUUGACAAGGGUCUUGAAUCAGUUGCGAACGUAGAUUACGGCAAAGUUUUCGACAUUGUCGUCAGCGGACCUGGAAUUGAAUUGACGAAAAAGUUACAGCACGAACAUUCUCAGCGUGCAAUGGAAGUGCUUAAUGUCUUCGAAGAGAGUGACGCACGAACGGCAUUGUCUAACAUUAUCGCCGCAAUGGGAGAUUUUUAAAUAUGACAAUAAGUUAACACGCUUAUUGCUGGUAAGAUGACUUUGCCAAAAAUAUUUUUUUAAGAUCAAUUGCUUAAUCUGACAAUUGAAAAUAUUUUAUGACUAUUAUUAUUUUUGUAAGACAAAAAAAAUCAAAUUUUUUACAAAGACAGCUAAUGUAGCAUUAACAAUGUUAAGAGAUUAUUAGAUUAAUACUUGAAUCUAUUUAUAACAUAUUUAUUAAUGAAAAUGCUGUUAAAGAUUUUUAUACAUUUUUAACGAAAAAUGUAAAUACUUGUUGAGAUAUGUUAUUCAUUGCAAGCUGUAUUAAUUUUGUUUGUACAAUAUUGUUUUUGUACAUGUUAAGAAUAUAUGAAGUUUGAAAAAUAUAUGUAUUUUUUAAUUUUUUAA